GAAUCAUUUAAAUGAGUAUUUUAAUCUGGAUCAAAUUCGUACCUGGCGCCGGAGUCUCUAUGGUGUACGGUUCUUAAAAUACGUACCAUGCGCUCAUGAUGAAACGCUCCACGCCAAUCUUGUGAUUCGUCGUCGUGUUUUGUCUGGGCAAAUUUCAAGGGUUCACAAGAUAAGAACGUAUUGUUUGUGCCGAGGAUUUCCAGCUUGCAUUCGGUGAGCCGAUUUAAGCAAACGUACCAAAGACUUUUCUACCUUUAAAAAUGUGCAAAAUUAUUUCGGCGUAAACAAAUCAGUAAUUAAGUUGUUCAGUAGUGCAACAAUUGGAACCUUACUAAACUUCAGCCAUACCCUGCUGGUUUGGGAAUUCGUCAUCUGAUAUCAAGCAACAUUAUUAAAAAGACUAAUCAAAAAAUAGAGUAAUGGCCUACAAACUAAACAUCCUUCACGUGCAGAAUUGUUUGAAGAAAAGUGCUGUUGUAAAACUAUUUUUUAAAAUGUGGAUGAUUCAUCCCUCCCACUUCAUUACAGGUACCUAAGAUCACACCCCAUCCACUUCAUUACAGAUACCUAAGAUCACAUCCCUCCCACAUCUAUACCGAUACCUAAGUUCACAUCCCACCCACUCCAUCACAGAUAUACCUAAGAUCACAUCCCACCCACUCCAUCACAGAUAUACCUAAGAUCACAUCCCACCCACUCCAUCACAGAUAUACCUAAGAUCACAUCCCACCCACUCCAUCACAGAUAUACCUAAGAUCACACCCCACCCACUUCAUUACAGGUACCUAAGAUCACACCCCACCCACUUCAUUACAGAUACCUAAGAUCACAUCCCUCCCACAUCUAUACCGAUACCUAAGAUCACACCCCACCCACUUCAUUACAGGUACCUAAGAUCACACCCCACCCACUUCAUUACAGAUACCUAAGAUCACACCCCACCCACUUCAUUACAGAUACCUAAGAUCACAUCCCUCCCACAUCUAUACCGAUACCUAAGAUCACACCCCACCCACUUCAUUACAGAUACCUAAGAUCACACCCCACCCACUUCAUUACAGAUACCUAAGAUCACACCCCAAUCCACUUCAUCACAGAUACCUAAGAUCAGCUCGAUCUCUUAAAGUUAGGACCGAAAGAUCUUUUUAAAAAUUCGUUUGUUACAAGCAGGGUUUCAGAAUUUAUCAGAGUGCUCCCCAACGAUUUAAAAAAUCUAAAUGAUCACCAAUUAAGUCCUUAUUGUCCACUGAGUAAGUUUGGUUUUAUGGUAUACAAUGGAUGAUUUUUACGAUAGAGAAACAAAUUAAUUUUUCUUAUCCUCAAAUUGUUGUAGUUGUAAAAAAAUUCUUUGUUAGAAUAGUUACUUAUUUGUAUUCUGACAAUUAAUAAGUACAGUUUAUCAAAAACAUUUCCAUUUAUUGUAAAUAUGAAAACAAUGUUAUCUUAUCUUAUCUUAUCUUAUCUGAAAGCCCUUUUUGUGUUCAUGUCUCCAACCGAUAGAUUUGUUUAGUGUAAAUUUUUUUUAAAAUUAAGUGAUUCCGGUGUAUCUAUGAACCUUGACCUUAAAGAAUAAAUUGAGUUAAUUUUUUCUCUUACUGUCACUCUUCCAUUGCCACCAUUUAGAUAACAAAAAAUCUAUAAAUUUCAGUAAUAUUCAAAUGAGUGGAUUCGAUCCUGUCCAAAUUAGUGGAUUCGAUCCUGUCACCAGCAAACGAGUCCAAUUCAUUGUGACAAGAUUUUUUUUUUUUAGAAUCCCUGCAAUAUUCGCAAAUAUGCCAGGGCAUUUCCUGACAUGCUGACCUGCAGGUGACAGGUGUUGUGUUCUCGUGAUUGCCUUUUAUUUUAACACAUUUAAAUGCUCAGUGAUCGCCGGACCCUUGACUUGUUUCAAAUACCUGCUGACAAAAGCACAUGUAUGAUGAGGUAAGGUAUUCGAAAAAUAACCUGUGUCAGACCUCGCGUUCCUUGUUGUCGCUUUUUUCGUAAACUUCAUCGCAGUCCUCAGUUUUUAUCGCAGUAUGGUCUCUAAAAUUAUGUUGGUUAUGACGUAUGUAGUUCACAGUAACUUUUCUAUCAAUAUUCCAGAAAAAUGAACUGCGUAUUCGCCAUCCUCAUUUGCCUUCCGGUCCUCGCCCUGUGCCAACCAAACUGGCUUGCAAUUGAACUGGCCCUCUUCCGACAUUUCGACAGUGAUAACGAUGGGAGUCUGACACUCGGUGAAAUUAGAUCUUACCUCAACGUACGUUAUUUAACCUCUUUUUUUGUGUGUGUUUUUGUUUCCUGUGUGUUAUCCGGCGGACUUAUUGAUCAUCAAAUUUACCCGCUGACACCUCGACAACCAAACACAGAUCGUGUUUUUAAAAACCUAACUGAACACGUUUUAUAAUGUUGGCUCCAGCUCUUUGCUAUCUCAUACGCCCCCCCCCCAUACUAUGCUCUUUGGGAUCUCAUACGCCCCUCACUGAGCUCUUUGGGAUCUCAUACGGCCUCACACUAUGCUCUUUGUUAUUUUAUAAGGCCCACACUAUGCUCUUUGCUAUCCCAUACCACCCCACAGCAUCAUUUAUAUGUUAAGAAAAAUGCAAAUGACUCCCCGUCAUACCGUCCCCACCCCCACACGCACAUGGUUUUAAACCAUUUUAAUUAACUGUUUAAAUUCAUCUUUUUGUUUCAUUCCCUUCUCAAUUUCAAUGUUUAAAUUUCAACUUUUUGUUGCAUUCCUUUCGCAAAGUUAAUGUUUAAAUUCAUCUUUUCGUUGCAUUCAUUUCGCAAAGUUAAUGUUUAAAUUCAUCUUUUUGUUUCAUUCCUUUGUCAAAUUAAAGUUUUUAAUUCAACUUUAUGUUUCAUUACUUUGUCAGAUGAAACAUCUUAAGUAUAUGUUAUAAUCAUAUCAUAAAAAGUGUUUCGAUGUAUAUGAUUUGUUCAUUGUAAUGUGUCUUGUUUUUAACAUAUUGCAUGUACAUGGUUUUAGUUGAAGACCAUCGUUAGCUGUCUUAAUGCUCUAAAAGUUAAAAAAUAAUAACAAAACCUGUUGGCCUAUUUAAAAAAUCUCCUUGUUAGACCUUUGACACAAACAGUGAUGUGAAUAUCUUAUGUGUACAUGGUUUUAGUUGAAGUAAAAUCUUUCCAUUAGACAUUCGACACCAACAGUGAUUGGAAUAUCUUAUGUGUGCAUGGUUUUAGUUGAAGUAAAAUCUUUCUAUUAGACCUUCGACACCAACAGUGAUGGGAACAUCUCGAGACAAGAAUACUACGUCCACAUCGACGCCCAGUACAGUCAUGACCCCUUAACCCAGUCAGCGCUCCGCGACCUCUUCGACGAACUGGACGCCAACAACGACAACCGUCUGAACAAUGGUGACUACACCGCCCUUUACAGUCUGGCGGACACCAAUGGCGACAACCAAGUCUCAGCCCAAGAGUUCCACAGGUAA
Lymnaea stagnalis (great pond snail) is the source of this 3434-nucleotide messenger RNA. NCBI's taxonomy places the organism in Eukaryota, Metazoa, Mollusca, Gastropoda, Lymnaeidae. The record is from the annotation of a GenBank genome assembly.